This is a messenger RNA of Zeugodacus cucurbitae (melon fly), 1187 nucleotides long. RefSeq lists its product as uncharacterized. The record is from RefSeq and is a predicted model, not a curated record. Lineage: Eukaryota; Metazoa; Arthropoda; Insecta; Diptera; Tephritidae. The transcript has 2 exons. Gene Ontology annotation, molecular function: structural constituent of chitin-based larval cuticle. Gene Ontology annotation, cellular component: chitin-based extracellular matrix. Bases 130 to 912 code for a protein of 260 amino acids.
AAGAAGCGAUUAAUUUUGAGAUCUAACACUAUUCUCGAAUUAACUACAGUUGUGUAAAGUAAUAAAUACGUUAUAAUACGAUACGUCUUCUCUUAUAUAGUCAAAUAUAUUCCCGCAGGAAAAAACGAGAUGAAAUUAAUAAUCUUUACUGGUUUUUUGUUGACUCUAGCAAGUCCACUUCUUGCUGAAAAUAUCUUCAAGAUUAAUAUUUCGCCAGAGGAGGCCCAACAAUUUUUGAGCAGUUCAAAUCUUAAAGGUCUAGACAAUAUUGACUAUGCACCUAAGACGGGUGAAAAUGAGUUGCCAGAAUCUCGCAAUGAAAAAGGUGAGUUCGUAUACAUGGGUCGUGUGAUAGAUCAUCCUGAGGAAUACGUGGAAGAGCAUUAUGAUGCUCAUCAAUACCAUGGACAGGAUGGAUUAGGUCAAUAUGUAUAUGGCUAUCGCGAUUGGAAUCAGGGCAAAAAUGAAAAGAAGGACGAAUCCGGAACAGUGAGUGGUUCAUAUAAGUAUGUUCAACCUACUGGUCGAGACUUUGUGGCCAAAUACUACGCGGAUCGAACAGGUUUUCAUGUCGAAGAUAAUCGACCAGCACAUUUAAAGGAGCCUGCCACCAAAACACCAGCAGUUCGUAAAGCUGAGGAAGAGCAUUUUAAACUGUGGGGCGAACUGGCAGCUGCCAACGGUAAUAACCCUGAUCCAUUUGCUCCUGAAUAUCAGCAGCAACGCAAUGAGCCUGCUGAAUCAGAAUACAAAGAAUAUGUUCACCAGGAACCACCUUAUGUUCCUGGACCUGAAGAAACUGGCCCUCCUCGUGGUUUCUUUUACGCAUUCGACUAUAAUGUUCCCUUAUUGCGCAACAAGAAGGAACGAGAGGAGUUGGAGCAGCUUCGAACUGAAUAUAAGAAUGAAUGAAUGCUGAAUAAGUAAAAUAUAACAAUGUUUUGUAAAUACGAUAGAUGUACAAACAACAAUUUCGUUUUAUAUUAUUCAAACAUAGUUGGUUCUUAAAUAUUUCCAGUGAAAACAAAAUAAUACACACAAAUGAAAAUAUUGUUAUUAAAAUAUAAUUGUGAAUUUCAGUUUUAUUUUAAACGCAUUAAUUAAACGAAAAAAACUAUAAUAUCAUCUUAAUAAUUUGUCCUAUAAGUGCUCCCAAAUAAAUGUGAAAACUAUUAUUUUUGCACGCA